This is a messenger RNA of Schistocerca nitens (vagrant locust), 1994 nucleotides long. RefSeq lists its product as uncharacterized. NCBI's taxonomy places the organism in Eukaryota, Metazoa, Arthropoda, Insecta, Orthoptera, Acrididae. The record is from RefSeq and is a predicted model, not a curated record. Bases 1 to 1683 code for a protein of 560 amino acids. The transcript is spliced from 3 exons.
AUGGAACAGCGGCCGCUGCUGAGUGAACAACUGCUGCACCAUCAGCCGUGGAACGUCUCCUUCCACGACGACUUCAGUGGGCUGUGCGAGCAGCGGCAGCCGGAAGCGUCGCAGAUGUUCAGCCUCGCAGCCACACUGUACGCCUCCUACCGUGUCUACUGGUACACCGCAGCCGUGUUCAUGGAUAGGUCCUACGAAUUUAGUUUCAAGCCUGUGGACGAGGAGUGGCAGUUGGAAGACAGAAGCAACACCACCCUCUCCGUGGACACUGACUGCGUGCAGGUGUUGAUGAACGCCCUGGACAGCCCCACGUGUCCACUGGAUGACCUGCCAGUGGAAGCCGUCAGCCAGCGCUUGCAGUGCCGUGCGCAGCUGUGGGACGACAUGGUGCAGCGGUCGCCCCACAUACCCGUCACCAGCUACCUGGCCUACACGCAGAGGGUGAACGUCAACCUCUGCCUGCUGGCCUGGAUGGCUGUCAACUCGUUUGGCAUUUGUCAGGACGUCCCAUUUAGUAUCAUGCAAUCAGUGCACGAUGCUCGCUGCUACUUCGAUAGUCCUGACGAUCAAUCGUGUCUGCAGUCGAACGCUACAGAUGCCAUCUGCUCUGUUUCCAGAGCUGUUCUGUUGCUGAAGUGUCAAGACUUUUUCUUCUUUAAGCCUUCCAAUAGUUGUCGGGUCCUUUUUUAUCUAUUUAGAGACGUCCCAUUGACGUAUUCUAUGCUAACAGAACAGUCACUGGCCUACAAAGCCACUUUGAACAACGCCACCUUGAGAUACAAGGAUUUCAAAAUUGACAGUUUAAAGUAUUUAGAAAUCUCACUUAUAGUGAUAAACAUUAUUUUCCGCUUUUCGACUGCCGGAGUGUACCUGUACCUUCCACCGUUACGUAACCUGCCUGGAAAGAUAUUCUUGUCCUUUCAGAUCACUGGCAUAAUCCAGGUCCUGUGUUCUGAGGUCGUGUACCGUAUGGCAGGUUUCCCUGACUUACCUACAGCAGUGCUGAUAGACGGCGCCCUCACACUUCUCAGCUGUAUCUGGCUGAACAUAUUCUGCUACGAGAUGUACGCCUGUGUUCGUCAUCUCAGGCUUCCUAACGACAUACUACCUGCCGAACUAAGCCAGUUAUUCUGUCGCCAAGUCCUGUUGGCGUUAAUACCGUGGAGUAUAGUAUGUGUAGCAGCUGUUGCAUUGGAAAAGACCAGUAGACACUACCUGAUCCACAGUCGUAUACUAGUCCUUGCGGGGAUUUCAAUCUCAGUCACUUUCAAUUUGGUUUGUCUCGGACUGGUCGGAUACAUGUACCUACGUACUCGGUAUUUCAUGCGGCGACUCAAAAUUGUUGGUAACAAUAAAUUUGCCUCAAAGAAGCAAUGUCUUUAUAUGUCAGUUAAGGCCGUUAUCUUAAGCGGACUAGGCAUUAUAAUUAGGAUCGGGUUCCACCAGGCUCAGGGGGUGGCGCAGUUUGUGUACUACGUACACCUUGGUACGAUGGUGCAAGGACCGGUGCUGUUCGUCUGCUUCAUCUGCAACGGAACGACGCUCCCCGUGCUGAAGGAGCGGAUACUCGUGUGGUGGAGCCCGACCAGCGCCCUAACAGGCCCGGAGCUGUGCUCCGCAGCUGAGAGGAACCUGGCCAGGAGGAACAACGAACAGACCGUGGUUGCAGAAUCCUCGCUGUAGCUUCACUGUCUUCACACCAGAGUGCACUAAGGCCAGCAGUGAAAAUGGAAUCUACCUGAUAUGACGACAUUAAAUGUGAUAUCGUACAGCCAGUACUUCUCUUUCCUACUGUCUACUUCAUUUAUAACUGUGGGCUUGCUUGUAAAUGGUAGCCUCUGUCUACAUAUUCUAAUGCUCUGAGGGCACUUACUAAAACGCAUUGUGUACCCUAACACACACAAACACACAUACAUACAUACCAGGUGAUCAAAAAGUCAGUAUAAAUAUGAAAACUGAAUAAAUCACGGAAUAAUGUAGAUAGAGAGAUACAA